Molecule: messenger RNA, 2194 nt
Organism: Pyrus x bretschneideri (Chinese white pear)
Lineage: Eukaryota; Viridiplantae; Streptophyta; Magnoliopsida; Rosales; Rosaceae
Product: T-complex protein 1 subunit eta
Exons: 14
Coding region: 161-1840 (559 amino acids)
Biological process (GO): protein folding
Cellular component (GO): chaperonin-containing T-complex
Molecular function (GO): ATP-dependent protein folding chaperone; ATP binding; ATP hydrolysis activity
Source: RefSeq, a predicted model, not a curated record
CUAGAAAGGGCCAGCGAAACUCACUUUUGAGUAUAAACCCUAGCUCUCUGUUUCCAACACCACUCCUUCACACACACACACACUCUCUCUCUCUCUCUUCCCUCUCUUCCCUCCUCCGUCGCUCCCUCCGUUGUCCGCCGUAACAUCCGCAUCGGCAACGAUGUCAUCCAUGCUGCAACCACAGAUCAUACUGUUGAAGGAGGGUACGGAUACGUCGCAAGGGAAGGCGCAGCUGGUGAGCAAUAUAAACGCCUGCACGGCGGUGGCCGAUGUGGUGAGGACCACGCUGGGCCCUAGGGGCAUGGACAAGCUCAUUCACGACGACAAGGGCAGCGUUACUAUUUCCAAUGAUGGCGCCACCAUCAUGAAGUUGCUCGAUAUUGUUCACCCCGCUGCCAAGAUCCUUGUCGACAUCGCCAAGUCUCAGGAUUCUGAGGUUGGUGAUGGAACCACAACAGUUGUUCUGCUUGCAGGGGAGUUUCUGAAGGAGGCCAAGCCUUUCAUUGAGGAUGGGGUGCACCCACAAAGCUUGAUAAAAAGUUAUCGUACUGCUAGCUAUUUGGCAAUUGAGAAAAUCAAAGAACUUGCUGUAAGCAUAGAGGGCAAAAGCCUUGAAGAGAAGAAAAACCUGCUAGCUAAAUGUGCGGCUACAACACUAUCUUCAAAACUUAUUGGUGGAGAAAAGGAAUUUUUUGCAUCAAUGGUCGUGGAUGCUGUCAUUGCGAUUGGUGAUGAAGAUCGUCUCAACAUGAUUGGAAUAAAGAAGGUUUCUGGGGGCAACAUGCGUGACUCCUUUUUAGUAAAUGGUGUUGCCUUCAAGAAGACAUUUUCAUAUGCUGGAUUUGAACAACAGCCAAAGAAGUUUCUUAAUCCCAAAAUACUUCUACUGAACAUUGAAUUGGAACUGAAAUCUGAGAAAGAAAAUGCUGAGAUAAGGUUGUCAGAUCCAUCCCAGUAUCAGUCCAUUGUUGAUGCAGAAUGGAAUAUUAUUUAUGACAAGUUGGAUAAGUGUGUGCAGAGUGGGGCCAGGGUUGUUCUUUCACGGCUGGCCAUAGGCGAUCUAGCAACACAGUAUUUUGCAGAUAGAGAUAUAUUCUGUGCUGGACGUGUAACUGAAGAAGAUCUGCACCGGGUAGCUGCUGCCACUGGUGGGACUGUGCAAACAUCCAUCAACAAUGUUAUUGAUGAGGUCCUUGGAACGUGCGAGUGUUUUGAGGAAAGGCAAGUUGGAAAUGAGAGGUUUAAUAUAUUUAGUGGAUGUCCGUCAGGUAGGACAGCUACAAUUGUUCUUCGUGGUGGAGCUGAUCAGUUCAUUGAGGAAGCUGAGCGAAGUUUACAUGAUGCUAUUAUGAUUGUCAGAAGAGCGCUAAAGAAUUCAACUGUAGUUGCUGGUGGUGGUGCUAUAGAUAUGGAAAUCAGCCGGUACUUGCGGCAGAAAGCACAUGAAAUUAGGGGGAAGUCUCAGUUUUUCAUUAACUCUUAUGCAAAAGCUCUUGAGGUUAUCCCACGGCAGCUCUGUGAUAAUGCGGGAUUUGAUGCAACUGAUGUGCUAAACAAACUUAGACAGAAACACGCGCAUCCAUCUGGCGAGGGUGCACUUUAUGGAGUUGACAUCAACACAGGUGGAAUUGCUGAUUCAUUUGCUAACUUUGUCUGGGAGCCAGCUGUUGUGAAGAUCAAUGCUAUAAAUGCUGCUACUGAGGCUGCUUGCCUUGUUUUAAGUGUCGACGAGACAGUAAAAAACCCAAAGUCCGAGAGUGCACAGGGAGAAGCUGCUGCAAGUGCCAUGGGAGGUCGAGGUCGUGGAGGCGGUCGUGGGCGCGGGAUGCGAAGACGAUAGAUUUGAGAAGGUUCUCAAAAACUCUGGAAGCAUUUUGUGUCAAAGUCAGAUGUGCUAAGUAGUCGACGUUGUAUCUCUUGUUUGAACCAACUUUCAUGUCUAUUCGCUCUCUCCGCCCCCUCUCGGGGCCUUUUAAUUUUUUUAAUUAUGUUUUUACCAGAGACGUAUCUUAAAUUAAUCUGAACUGUAAGACAGGAUUCGAACUUGGUUGCAUAGAGGGGCGCACAUUUGUUUAGCCAAUUUGGCUAUUCUCACGUCUGCGGAUUUAGGCAUUGUUUAGUAUCAAAGUGCAAAAGUAUUAAACAUUUUGUAGAUGGAUAAUUUAUUUGUUAAUUUAGAAUCAGUGUUUGGCAA